Molecule: messenger RNA, 3234 nt
Organism: Rhizophagus irregularis DAOM 181602=DAOM 197198
Lineage: Eukaryota; Fungi; Glomeromycota; Glomeromycetes; Glomerales; Glomeraceae
Source: RefSeq, a predicted model, not a curated record
AUGUCAAAUAGCAAAACUUCAAGAAGAACGGCUCAACAGCCUGUCAUUCUUAUCGACAACCAUAACUCAACUCUUCAUCCUGCUUCCUCCAGCAAGCAUACGAACAAGAAAUCCAAGGUCUCUUCUGAGCUUUACACUUUACAGAAACCAGUUCAGCCUACUUCAACUGAGAUUGAUGAAAGCAUUAUUAAAGACGCUUAUGCGCUUCCCCCUGGCACCGGCGAUAUUGCCAAUACUCCUUUGACCUUGGACGUUUCGCCCAAGAAUCCACAGCAUAAAAUUGAUACUACAGACGCAUCAUGUUCUACUGCCCAAUCCGGUGGAUCUGUAUCUACCGAUAUGGAAAUGGAUCAACCCAUUGAUCCUGCAUCUACAUCUACUCAACAAAGAACAAUCCCCGUAGUACCAGUAGAUUCUAUUCUGAUCUUGCCUAAUCUGGUUAUUGCGACUCCUGCAGACACGGUUAAAGGCAAAAGUGCCUCUGAUAAGAAAACUCACAUUAGGAGAUUUUUCGGCACCAAUGGCGUUGCUACUGCUUCAGUACGUAAUGUGGCCGGAAAAUCCUAUGUCUGCGCUCAUUUCAGUGCACAAUCAGAUGUUGAUGACGCACUCAAAAGAGAUACUGCGUCACUAACUAACUCGCAAAAAGAAGGUGCUUCUGUGCCUACCUUUACUUUAUUUACUACUAUCAAACCGGAUAAGACUGAGGACGAAAAGGCCGCAGCAAAAAAUUGUACCAUCCAGGUCAUUGAUAUUUAUUUAUAUAGAAAAGGUGCCAAUGUUCGUGCUGCUUUCAGUAACUUCGGCAAUAUUGUAAAGCUAUCCUUGGUAACUAAAGAGGACAUGGUUAAGGCAGCUCAAACUCACCAUUCAUACAAAGGCAAACCACUUUAUUGGACUUCUCCUGAUGCCCAAUGUUGUAAUUUUUGUGGUAACCCUGACCAUUUAGCAAAAAGCUGUGAUGAUCGUUCGCAACAAAUUAAUCGAAACAAGAAAUAUAAGAAUAUUUACAAUCGUUUCAAACCUGCCCAACAUAGAGGUAAUCGUCAACAAUCUAAAAAGAAAUCCUUUGCUGAUGCAGUCAAAGGUAAAAAUCAAAGUCGUCCUGGGAAUAAUAAUGGAAAUAACCGUACGCCUAAUCCCAAUCUUCAAAAUGGUACUACUAGUGGUGGUUCUAUGCAUGAUAAUCAAUUAGUCGAUUCUCAACUUCACCAAGUUCGCCAAAUGAUGACCGAACUUCAAUCAAUGUUUAAAGGUCUCCAAGCCGAAGUGACCGCUCUUAACAGGAAGUGUGUUAUAAUGAACGUUAAUAAUAAUAUUAAUAAUUCAACCCCUCCUCCUAAUGUAUCUACAUUUUCUACUAAUACUUCAUCUCUUAAAGUAGCAACAACAAAUCUCAAAUCAUUAACAUCUGACAAACAACAAUAUUUGUUAAACAUGUUGGAAAAUCAAAAUAUUCACAUUUGUGGUAUUUCAGAAACUUGGCGCACUCAGCAUGAAUCUAAUCUAUUAUAUAAAAAUGAUAAUAGAUACCAAGCAUUCUUUUCCGCUCCUCCUGGCGACCAGGCUAAAGGUUCGAGUACUGGGAUUAUAGUUUCCGCCGAUUAUGCUAGAUUUAUUCAAGAUCACAAGGGUUUCAAAGGCCGUGUCAUGAAAGUGGAUUUUUUCAUGCGUGGCAAUCAAAAGUUGAGGGUAAUUCAAAUUUAUGGCUAUUCUGGACACAACAAAAAAGAUAUCACUGAAUUAUGGGAUCAUGUGAUUAAACUUAUUAAAGAUGCUCAACAACAACAUUAUAAGCUUAUUAUAAUGGGCGAUUUUAAUAUCAACUACCACAAAUUUUUGCUAUCUCAACGGAAACCCAAUUACAAACCUUCCUACAAACAAAAAUUGUUACAUUUUUUGACUUAUUCUGAUAAUUUAGUGGAUACUAUUCCGCUCUAUCAUGAUGUUACCAACGAUAAUCCAUAUAAUACACACAAAAAUAAUUCAGGUCAUCACACCAGGAUCGAUUAUAUCUGGAUCUCCCAAGAUUUAGUUAACGAUACUUAUGCUAGUGAUCAAUUUAAUCCUCAAUAUUCCACAGAUCAUAUGGUCGUGUACGUGGAGUUUUGGACCAAUAAUUAUUUUAAACUCCCUUCUCAUGCCAAACAGCGACAACGUAAUCGACAAAAAAUGAUUUAUAUGUAUGAUGAUAUGUCUCAAGAUGACUGGCUAGAAUUUUCUCAACAUACUAAACAUUUAUGUGAAUUUCGACAUCUUUUUGAAGACGAAGUUGAUGAUGUCUACGAUCUUAACAGGCUAUGGGACGAUACUCAACAUUCUAUUAAAGAGGCCGCGAACACUUACAUUAAAUAUAGACAAACUACCUCCAAAAAAGAUGGACAUCCCUUAAGAUUUUCAUUGCUAUAUCGUAAUAUUCGUUUUUUACAAAAAUUGGUAAUUAGGCUUACCAAUAAAAAAUUCUUGCAUAAUGAACUUCGCACCAAACUUCAAGAUGACUGGUUUUGUAUUAAAGCCAAACUUUUUGAAAUUACUGGAACUUAUGAAUCUGAGAUUAAUUUAGAUGGGUUUCUUACUAAUAUCAAUUUGGCCGCAAAUCGCAAACAAAUUAAAACACUUUGCCGCUCUUUAAUGGCAUUAUUUAGUACCAAAAUGCAAGAAUACAAUGAAGAACAAAUGAAAAAUUUUAUUAGUAAACGUUGCGAAGAUUUUAUUGACAACAAAAAAGCAAUGAUUAAUUCGAUUGCUGAAAGAGAAAUUCGCACUAUUGUUUUAGACCGUAUUGUACAUGAAUCUUUUGCUGGAACAACCUUGGUUUUAAGAAACCGUUUCCUAAUGUUUUUGGAACAAAUUACUACUUUAGAUGGUAAAUCCUUAAUUAACUGGGAAGAUUUAAAAUUUCGGCCUUAUUCUCAAUCGAUGGCUUUGGUUUUUAUUCCUUCCUGGUUCAAGUAUAUUAAAACUCAUUCCCUUUUACCAAAUUCAUACUCUUUACCUCCUGAACUUCAAACUUCUUCAGCUCAUAACUUUAAAGGAUGGACCACUUUUUGGGUAGAUCGUUUUAAUUCCCCUUAUUUUGGAAAAAUUAUUAAGAAAGAUACUAUAAAAAAGAAAAUUUAUGUUCAACACUUUUUAUUAUCUCGUCAAAAUAACUUAACUUUUUUUGAUCCUUGUCAUGGUUCUUUAACAAAUGGCCUCGUUAGCGAGCAUUUGACACGGGGUUGGUCUGGGUAG